Pararge aegeria (speckled wood butterfly) is the source of this 8543-nucleotide messenger RNA. It is a transcript of the gene FASN3, whose product is annotated as fatty acid synthase. The transcript is spliced from 41 exons. Bases 91 to 7362 code for a protein of 2423 amino acids. The record is from RefSeq and is a predicted model, not a curated record. Gene Ontology annotation, molecular function: fatty acid synthase activity; 3-oxoacyl-[acyl-carrier-protein] synthase activity; phosphopantetheine binding. Gene Ontology annotation, biological process: fatty acid biosynthetic process. Lineage: Eukaryota; Metazoa; Arthropoda; Insecta; Lepidoptera; Nymphalidae.
GUGGCCGGUGUCCACGUUACAGGUUCAUUUUCCGGAUUAUUAUAACAUAAUAAUAAUUGACUUAAAGUCAUUUAGUGUUGAAAUAUAACGAUGGCACCAGUAACAGUCACAGAAGAUCGGCUGACCUCGGGCCACCGGCUGUCGCAUCCGAAGUCCGGCGAUGAGGUGCUGAUCACCGGAGUAUCUGGCUACUUCCCUGACUCCGAUUCAGUAAUACACCUACAGGAGAAUCUAUUUAACAAGGUGGACCUGAUAUCAGGGGACGGCCGACGAUGGAAACUCGCCCACCCUGAGAUUCCCCAAAGGACGGGGAAGAUAAACAAUGUAAACAAAUUCGACGCAUCGUUCUUCGGCGUACAUUUCAAGCAGGCUCACACCAUGGACCCCAUGUGCAGGAUACUCCUCGAGAAGGCAUACGAAGCAGUUAUUGAUGCUGGUCUUAACCCGAAGGAGCUUCGUAACACUAAAACUGGAGUGUUUAUAGGCGCCUGCUUCUCGGAGUCUGAAAAAACAUGGUUCUACGAAAAAAUGCAGGUCAACGGUUUCGGUGUAACCGGAUGUUCACGCGCUAUGUUAGCCAACCGCAUCUCCUACUGGCUUGGAGUCACCGGUCCGUCUUACACCGUGGACUCAGCUUGCUCAAGUUCUCUUUACGCCUUAGAGCAUGCCUUCAGGGCGAUCCGUGAUGGGCAUUGCGAUUCUGCCAUCGUCGGCGGCUCAAACCUUUGUCUGCAUCCAUACGUGUCUUUGCAAUUCUCGAGAUUAGGUGUACUAUCGCCUGAUGGGAAGUGCAAGAGUUUCGACAAUAAAGCCAACGGGUACGCUCGUUCUGAAGCCAUUGUGGUCAUCUUGCUACAGAAGGCGAAAGACGCAAGACGGGUGUAUGCACAAGUCCUUCACGCCAAGACCAACUGCGAUGGCUACAAAGAGCAGGGCAUCACCUACCCAGCUGGUCACAUCCAGCAACUACUGCUAGAUGAGUUCUACGAGGAGUGCUCCAUCCCCCCCAACACCCUUGAGUUUGUCGAAGCCCAUGGUACUGGUACCAGAGUUGGAGAUCCUGAGGAACUCAAAGCUAUAGACGCAGUCUUUUGCACGGGUCGCUCUGAUCCACUUAUGAUUGGAUCAAUUAAGUCUAACUUGGGGCAUAGUGAACCUGCAUCCGGACUUUGUUCAAUAGCUAAACUCUGUAUAGCCUACACCACUGGAUUUAUUCCCCCAAAUCUAAACUACUCUACUCCCAGAGAUGGAGUUCCAGCUCUAGCGGAAGGAAAAUUGAGAGUUAUUACAGAGAAGACACCAUGGAAUCGAGGCAUGUCUGGAAUAAACAGCUUUGGGUUUGGAGGUGCUAAUGCCCAUACUCUGCUCAAGAAUUUCGCGAGAGAAAAGGUCAACAACGGCAUACCCACAGAUGAUCUUCCACGUUUAGUAUGCGCGUCAGGACGUACGGAAUCAGCUGUCGCAAGGAUCCUCGAUGACCUGGAGUCCAAAACAGUUGAUGCUGAGCUCAUCAGAUUAUUACAUGCGAUUCAUGAUGAAGAUAUCACUGGACAUGUUGUUAGAGGAUAUACUUUAAUAGGAUCGACACCGACCAAGAGCGUACCUCUUGCUCGGGAUGUCCAAUACUUCUCCGGCGUCCGUCGUCCAGUCUGGUUCGUUUACUCCGGCAUGGGGUCGCAAUGGGCCGGUAUGGCCACCCAGCUUAUGAGGAUUCCUAUCUUUGCUGCUGCUAUUGAGAAGUGUCACAAAGUUCUGCAAUCGAAAGGCAUAAACUUAACAAAAAUUAUCACGGAACCUGACCCAAAGAUAUACGAUAAUAUACUCAACUCAUUCAUUGGUAUCGCAGCUGUUCAGAUAGGUCUCACUGAUAUCUUGAAGGCUCUAGGCAUUGAACCUGACUAUAUUAUUGGUCACAGUGUAGGCGAGCUCGGUUGCGCUUAUGCAGAUGGAUGUUUCACUGCUGAACAAAUGAUUUUGUCUGCGUACAGCCGCGGUCUUGCAUCUAUUGAAACUCCAUUUAUCAAAGGUUCCAUGGCUGCUGUUGGACUUGGUUACAGUGAAAUCAAAACAAUAGUCCCACCCGAAAUCGAAGUUGCCUGUCACAACGGCCCGGACUCCAGCACCAUAUCUGGUCCAGCUGAUAUCAUGAAGACCUUCGUCGCGAAGCUCGUUGCUCAAGGUGUCUUCGCUAAAGAGGUCCCAUGUUCAAACAUCGCCUACCACUCACGCUAUAUUUCAGAAGCUGGGCCAAAACUGUUGAAAUACUUGAGACAAGUGAUACCUGAUCCAAAGCUUCGUUCAGAACGUUGGCUUUCUACUUCUGUGCCACAAGCUCUGUGGAAAGAUCCAAAGGCUGAACUUUCAUCUGCCGAAUACCAUACAAACAAUCUCUUGAGUGCGGUACUAUUUGAAGAAACUGCCCGCCUGAUCCCAGCAAAUGCAAUUACAAUAGAAAUUGCACCACAUGGUUUACUUCAAGCAAUUUUACGUCGUUCAUUGAAGAAGGACGUCAUAAAUAUCCCACUAACAGAAAGAAAGCAUCCAGAUAAUGUACAAGUGUUGUUGACGGCAUUGGGAAAACUAUACGAGGCCGGACUAAACCCUCACAUGGCAAAUAUUUACCCGCACGUGCAGUUUCCUGUAUCACAAGGAACCCCCAUGAUUUCACAUCUCGUCGAAUGGGAGCAUAGCGAAGAUUGGUACGUAACAUCAUACAAGGCCCAAGAGAAAAUGAAGUCUGGAGAGCGAACAGUACGAAUGUCUAUUGCGGAUGAAGACAGUGAAUUUAUGGCAGGACACGUUGUUGAUGGACGUAAUUUAUACCCCGCUACUGGAUAUCUGGUAAUGGUUUGGGAAACUCUUGGAAUGAUGAUGGGAGAACUACACACGGAGGUGUCUGUGGUAUUCGAGAACGUUCGAUUCCAGAGGGCGACCAAUAUCCCCAAAGAUGGAAAUCUCGAGUUCAUCGUUAUGAUACAGAAGGGAAGCGGACAAUUUGAGAUCGUGGAGAGUGGAGCAUCAAUCGUAACAGGACGUAUAUACGCUAAGAAAAACAUCGGUCAAGAUUACAGAGUUCUACCGCCAGCACCUGAAGCAACUGGUCCCAAUGUUAAACACAUGCUCACCAAAGAUUUCUAUAAGGAAUUACGUCUACGAGGAUAUCAAUAUGGUGGCAUCUUCAGAAGUAUCAUUGGCAGUAACAUAGAAGGCACUCGCGGGCGCCUCGCCUGGUCUAAUAACUGGGUAGCCUUCAUGGAUUGUAUGCUCCAAAUGAGAAUCGUUAGUCAAGAUACGCGUGGUCUUUUCGUCCCUACUAGAAUUCAGAAGCUUUGUAUAGACGCCAAUAUGCAUUAUGAUGCCAUUUCCAAAAUGAACCCGGAUUCUACUCGUCAGUCCUUUGAGAUUCGAGUUUAUCCUCAUGUUGAUGUUAUUAGGGCUGGCGGUGUGGAAAUUCGGGGUCUACAUGCUACUCCUAUUUCCAAAAGAAUUCCUUUGGGCGUGCCAGUACUUGAAAAAAACGAAUUUAUACCUAACUUCGGCAAAUCAAAAAUGAAGAUCGAAGAUAUCCUUCGGGCCAAUAUACAGCUUAUCCUAGAAAACAUUCAAACUUAUAAAGUCAAAAGUAUUGAACUUGUUGAUGAAGAAUAUAAAAACAACAACUUAAAACCUGUAAUGGAAAUCGUUGGUGAUGUACUUGGUGAUUUGCCUUUAGUACAAGCGGAAUUAUCAGUUUUAUCUGAAGAUCCUUUGCCUGAUAUGCCGUCCCAUAUAACUGUUGAAAAUAAGAAGCUGCUCGGAGAAACUAACACAGUAAUAUUUGUUGGUGCUAACUUACUUAGGCGGCCAGACGUACUAAAGCAAGCCUUAUCAACCCUGCGUGAUAAAUGUUUCGUUAUAAGCCGAGAAAAAGAUCGCAUUAACCCCAAAGACUACUCUGAUAAAUACGAUAUAAUUACUAUACAAGACACAGGCCUAGAAUACUUAGUUCUUUUCAGAAAAAGAGUUGGAGCUAAGCCUGCGAAGUUUGUAAAAAUUGAUACCGUAGAUCAAACUUACGCUUGGGUUGACAAAGUUAAGGAGGAGCUUAAAGCUGGACAAAAACUUGUACUUUAUAGCCAAGAUGAACUUAUAAAUGGGCUCUUAGGUCUUAUUAAUUGUCUAAGGAGGGAACCUGGUGGUGAAAUUGUUUGUGGUCUCCUUUUGUCCGAUCCAUCCGCACCACCUUUCAACCCUGAUUUGGAGUUCUAUGAAGACCAGUUGGAUAAAGAUUUAGCUUUGAAUGUGUAUCAAGAAGGUCAAUGGGGCACAUACCGCCACUUACUCCUGGGGGAUCUGGAUACCGUCGAAGCGCACCAUGCCUAUGUCAACACUACAACUAUAGGAGACUUGUCAACGCUUAAAUGGCUGGAAGGACCCAUCCGAGAAAACCAAGCCUUCAAAAAUCCUGACAGUGUGUUAGUACAUGUAUAUAGCGCUGCAAUGAACUUCCGAGAUGUAAUGACGGCUACAGGUCGUGUCACAGUCGACGCUGUGGCUCGAGGCAGGUUAGCACAAGAAUGUGUGCAAGGUUUCGAAAUCGUUGGUAGAACUGUCAGUGGUGCCCGAAUAAUGGCCAUGGUGACCAACUCUGGUUGCGCGAACAUGGUUGAAGCAGACCGAGCCCUAAUGUGGAAUAUUCCCGACGAGUGGACCCUCGAAGAGGCCGCCACCGUUCCCGUCGCUUAUGGAACUGUUUAUUAUGCCAUGAUAAUGGUAGGCCAACUUCAACGCGGUGAGUCAAUACUGAUUCACGCUGGCUCUGGAGGCGUAGGUCAAGCAGCUAUUAAUGUAGCAUUCCACUACGGUUGUGAAGUAUUCACCACCGUGGGCACCCCAGAAAAACGAGCGUUCAUUAAGAAACUGUUCCCGCAAUUGAAAGACAGUAACAUCGGCAACUCGCGUGAUGCAUCUUUCGAAGACAUGAUCCGAAAGGAAACUAAUGGCAAGGGAGUCGAUAUGGUCCUCAAUUCACUAUCUGACGAAAAACUGCAGGCAUCUGUGCGUUGUCUCGGCUAUCGCGGGCGUUUCCUCGAGAUUGGCAAGUUUGAUAUCAGCAACAACACCCCCAUCGGAAUGUAUUGCUUCCUCAAAGAGAUCUCCUUCCACGGUAUUAUGUUGGAUUACAUCUUUGAACAAGGCUACGAGUUCAGAAAGAGUUUACAAGAUCUCCUUUUAUCUGGUAUGGAGAGUGGAGCCAUCCGUCCUCUCACAUAUUGCACGUUCAACAAAGACGAAGUCGAAGCUGCCUUCCGUUACAUGGCUGCCGGGAAACAUAUUGGAAAGGUCAUCAUCAAAAUUCGUGAAGAAGAACGAACAAAUCGACCAGUGAAACCAAAAAGCUUCAAAAUAAAAGCAGUUCCAAGAUACAUGUGUACUGAAGAACUGGUUUACGUAGUUGUGGGAGGUCUUGGAGGUUUUGGCCUUGAACUGGCUGAUUGGCUCAUCCUGAGGGGUGCUAGGAAAGUGGUGCUCACGUCGAGACGAGGAAUUAGUAAUGGCUACCAGUCUUCUAGAAUAAAAGCAUGGACCAGCUAUGGCGCCGAUGUUAGGAUCUCCACUCAUGAUAUCACCAACGAAUCUGGCUGCGAAGAGAUGUUAGCAAUGGCGAACUCCAUGGGACAGGUUGAAGCAAUCUUUAAUUUGGCGGUCAUACUUAGAGAUUGCAUCUUCCAGAAUCAGACUCCAGAGUCCUUCAAAGUAUCCUUUGCACCGAAAGCCUUAGCAACGAUGAAUCUGGAUAAACUUUCGAAAAAAAUGUGUCCGGCUCUUAAGGACUUUGUGAUAUUCUCCUCCGUAUCCUGCGGUCGUGGUAACGCGGGUCAGGCAAACUACGGCUUCUCUAACUCAGUGAUGGAGAGGAUCUGUGAAUGGAGGAAGAAGCUUGGCUUCCCUGCCUUGGCGGUGCAGUGGGGUGCUGUUGGCGAUGUUGGUCUCGUGGCUGAUAUGCAAGAUGAGGACGUGCAGUUGGAAAUCGGUGGUACUCUUCAGCAGAGGAUCUCCUCCUGUCUCCUGGCGUUGGACAAGUUCCUGAAGCAGGACGCAGUGAUAGUUUCCUCGAUCGUGGUGGCGGAGAAGAAGGCUGGUGGAUCUGGAUGUGGUAGCAUGGUGGACGCCGUUGCUUUGAUAAUGGGUAUUAAGGAUCUGAAGACUGUAUCGCAGCAAGUGUCAUUGGCAGAGUUAGGAAUGGACAGUAUGAUGGCAGUUGAGAUCAAACAGACUCUGGAGCGGGAGUUUGAGAUAUUCCUUACGGCUCAGGACAUCAGGACACUAACAUUUGCAAGGCUUGUGGAACUCACAGCUCAAAAGGAAGCAGCUGCUUCUACAGCUGUUACAGCCCGACCUGCUGUAUCUGAUGAUGCAGCUGGCCUAAGAGUUCUCAUUAGGAACUUCGGUGACGAGAAUCUUGCUACAGAACCCUUCAUUUAUAUGCCUACAAUGGUCAGCGAUGGAUCCGAGACGGAUGUCUCUGUCCAUGACAACGAGCUGGUUAUGUUCAUGUUGCCAGGCCUCGAAGGCUGUGCCGCGGCAAUGGCGCCCUUAUGUCGACGGCUUAAGAUUAAAAUUUGCGUACUGCAGCUAGGAAUAGAGUACAAGGAUGAUACUUUAGAGAAAAUGGUCAAUAGACUCCACCAGAUCACCCGGUCAAGGUUGAAUCCUGGAAUGCCUUACAUUCUUAUGGGUUACAGUUUUGGAACUCUUCCUAUGUUGAAAUUGGCCGGCAUUUUGGAAAACGAAGGUCACAAAGGAACAAUAUUCUGCGUCGACGGCGCCCCCGAGUUUCUUUACGCAUUACUCUCUUUAACUAUCGGUUCCAAAAGCGAUACGCAGUUACAAAACAACCUCAUCAAACACUCCAUAGACCUCGUCAGUCCCAAGAACGAUAUUUCCAACCUUUUGAUCGAUAAUCUCGACGAAAUAGAAUCGUUUGAGGAUCGAAUCCAGUAUGCCCUGAAGAUAACUCCUGUCCAAAAUAAGUAUUCCAAUAAAUUCAUUAGCUCGAUGGCAGUGUCGUCGUACGACCGUCUUAAAAUGGUCUUGAACCAUACCCACACUGAUAUUAAGAAAAUCAGAGCACCUAUUGUACUUCUGCGACCUAAAGAAAGUCCUCCCCAAUUGGUUAUUGACGAUAAUUAUGGACUAGAUAAAAUAACUGAAGGACCGGUUACCGUAUAUCAUUUAGAAGGCAAUCAUGUCAGUAUAAUUGAGAAUAAGGAUUGUGCUAAUAUAAUUAAUAGAAUAUUAGCAGAACAGGAUGGUAGAGGUAAAGUUUCUCAAAAUAUCGUUACUAGUAUGGUUGAAAAGCAACGUACUGUUGAAGUAUAAGAUGAUACGGUGAUGUGAUAUACUAUAAUUACAUGUUAAAAUAAUUAUUAUGCAUUAGGAAAAGGUGAAAUAAUUAUAAAGCAAAUUUCUUAUCAACAAUGAUGUUUUACUAAAAAUUCAUUUAAAUAUACUAAAAACUGGCCACGAAGUUUUUUUGCUAAUACGAUACGAGGGUUUUAAAUUUUAAUACAUGAUUUUAGAUAACAUAGUGAAACUUUACAUCAUAUUUAAUAGUAUCAAACAAGUGAAGCAAAAAUAACUUGUAAAAGAAGCCAUUAUUGAAACAGUUUUAUAAAUAUUUAAAUUACAUAUCUUAACGUAACGUAAGCUUUUCCUUAAUGUGUAUAACUAAAUAGACUUUUAUUAUUUACUGUGUUUUAAGAAUAUCAAGAUACGAUUAAAGAUACUAAUCCACUAAAACUGCAAAAAAAACGGUUGUAAAAAAUAGGUGUAAUUAGAAGAAUCAGUUGUAGAGGUUUUUUAUAGCUACCGUUUCAUAAACUAUUAAUUAGUACGAAGUGAGAAAGUCAAAUGUUUUUGCUUUUUGGAAAUGAAAAUUCUUUUUAUACCUAAAUGUCUCUUCUAAAUCUAAAAUCUACAUCAAAAAUUGCAGUAAAUCAAUAAAAAACCUGUUUCUAUUUAUUUAUAGUUCAUACAUUUUGAAAGGUUGUUGUUUCUUAUAUCUUCUGCUCUUGCAUGUUUUCAACUGACUUCAGUAGGUUGUUUGCAGGCUGACCUGUAUUUUCUAACACGCUGUAUUGAUCUGGCUUAUAAGAGACCAAUAAGGCUUUGUAUCCUAAAGUUUUUGUUUCUGUUCUUAUUUCUAUUGUCCUUAAUUUUUUUUAUUUGUAUUUAAAAACAAAGAAAUAAAUAAAGUAUUUAUAAAAAUCUAAGCAUACCUAAUUCUCUUGACAACACCCAUCAGGUGAGCGCCAAUAAUUUAACAAAUGCGUCUGAUAUAUUCAACAAAUUAUAGGAAUGACAUGCUGAAAAUAGUUGUGUUAAAAUUAACUAACGAUAAUGCAAUAGGUAUGAUAUUAUUUAAAUAGGUAUCAUAAACUAUUAUUUGAUUUUUUGUUUUGUGCUACAUUAGAUUUAUAUAGUGAGACUCAUUUCGCUGUAAUUUCUUUUGUGCAGCUGUAAAAUAAAUCGAUUUGAAAGCAUUAUUAAUAUCGUAUGCC